UGCCCAGCGCCUCUCACAUUACCCCCCUCCACUCCUCAGACCACAGCUUUACUUUACUGUGCUGACUGUGACCCCGCCCUAGACAUUGCCCUCCCACUCACUCAGAACUAGUGAUUGUGAGCUCUUUGCAGACCCAGGUCAUACCCUGCCUUGGCCCAGACUGCACUGCUCCAGUGACAGAGCGAAGAUUGGAAGGUUAACCAGGCCUAAAGAGAAGGGCUGCAUGGUCCCCCUGCCCUGUUGUGUGCAGAAAGCAAGUCUACAGUAUCCCACUGCUCACACCUAAAUUUCCAUUCUUCAUCGCUACGUGCAGUACAUCCUCCUCUCCUCUGCUGUCUCUUUUUUCUCUCAUCAUUCCAUAUAUUUAUUCUCCACGUCACCCUGCUUGUUUCCAUGACUUCUGGCCUAUCUCCAUGGCGUACAAAUCACGCUUUUCAUUCUGGGAGCAAAAGGUUAAAGUUGAGAACAAGCCAGAUUCUGAUGUAGAUAGUAGUCAGCCUCAGGCAGUCACUAAACCCGGGCUAGACACAGGAAGUGGUCCACAGUCAACUGCACCAUCAGCUGAAGAGUUAAAUGGUAACGUUGCUAUGGGCGGUUCAGACACGCCGGGGGAGGAGCAGAGCUCUAGUGGUAAGAAGGUGGUGAGGGUUGUGAGAAGAGUUGUUAGACGCGUGGUUCCUGCUGGGACGGUAGAGCAGAACCCGCCCGCUGUUUCUGAGUCUGCGAGGGCUGCCUCUGCUACAGACCCGGCGCUCAAAACCACCAGAGCUGCUGGGCAGGACAAGGAUGAUAUCUCCAUGGGCCUCACCAGCCUAAUGGGCAGAGGCAGAACCAAGGAUCACCGGCCUCGCACCCGCACCCAGGACCGCAAAGAGGACAUGAAAGAAGAGGCGAAGCAGGAGGAGGAGAAAGGAGAGGUGAAGGAAGAGGAGGAAAAACCUACUGUGGAAAAAACAGAGGAGGCCACAUCCACAUCUGUGCCCAGUACUACAGCACCAAACCCUGCACCACCAAAGUUUAACCCCCUCACCCCUCCAGCUGGAUUCAUCCCUGCUCCCAAACCCAACCCUUUGGCCCCGCCUGCUGGUUUCAUCCCGCUACCCAAACAGAAUCAGUUGACUCCUCCGCCUGGUUUCAUCCCUGCCAGAAAAUCAAGUCCGGUGCCACCAAAGCAGAACCCCCUGGCACGACCGCCAGGAUUCAUCCCUGUCCCAAAGACAGACCCCCUUGCUCCUCCUGCAGGGUUCAUCCCAAAGCCUCGACCAGUCGCUGUAAAGAAACCCGAGGUUAAGGAGACAUCUUGUCCCCCUGUGGCCCCCGAUGGUAAGCCGUCAUCUGUUGCACUGCCCCAGGCUCAGUCUGUGCCGCAUGAACAGGUCCCAGGGCUGAUUCCCUCUGAGGAGGAUUACAAGCGUGUGAGGAGGAUCUUCGCCGUCGAUGGCAACGAUCGUGCCGGAGGCCGCAAACCCUCUCAGUCCAAGCUGGUUGAGGACCCUGUGGCCAUACUUCAGGCAGCACACUCAGCUGCAGCUAAGGGAAAGACUGAGGAGCAGAUAACGGCAGAGAGAGCCUGGUAUAACACAGAACCAGUAUGGCUUGUCCACAAGGAUGGGUUUUCCAUGGCAACUCUCCUGAAGACGGAGGCAGGCAGUCUGCCAGAGGGGAAGGUAAAAAUCCGCCUGGAGAGUGAUGGAUCUUUAUUGGAUGUGGACGAAGACGAUGUAGAGAAGGCAAACCCUCCGAUGUUUGACCGAGUGGAGGACCUGGCCUCUCUGCAGUAUUUGAAUGAGUCGAGCGUGAUGCACUCCCUGAGGCAGCGGUACGGCGGUAACCUGGUGCACACUCAUGCUGGGCCCAACAUGGUGGUCGUUAACCCCAUUAGUGCCCCAUCGAUGUACUCUGAGAAGGUGAUGCAAAUGUUUAAGGGCUGCAGAAGGGAGGACACCGCCCCUCACAUUUACAGCAUGGCCCAGGCUGCCUAUAGGAACCUCCUGACCACUCGCCAGGAUCAGUCCAUUGUCUUGCUGGGCAAGAGUGGUAGUGGCAAGACCACCAACUGUCAACACAUCAUCCAAUACCUGGUCACCAUCGCUGGCAGCACCAACAAAUCAUUCUCCACAGAGAAAUGGCAGGCUGUCUACACAGUUUUGGAGGCCUUUGGGAAUGCUUCUACUUGUAUGAAUGGGAAUGCUAGUCGCUUCUCACAUAUCGUUUCCUUGGACUUUGACCAGGCAGGCCUGGUGACCUCAGCCUCUAUCCAGACCAUGCUUCUGGAGAAGAUGAGGGUGACAAGAAGACCAGGGGGAGAGUCCACUUUUAAUGUCUUUUACUACCUGAUGGCUGGAAUAGAAAGCUCUCUGAGAACUGAGCUGCACCUUAACCACUUUGCUGAAAACAAUGCAUUUGGAAUAAUGCCUCAGAAUAAGACCGAGGAUAAACAGCGGGCCUCCCAGCAGUUUUCCAAGCUGCAAGCAGCCAUGAAGGUUCUGGGGAUCAGUGGUGAUGAGCAGAGGGCCUUCUGGCUUGUCCUCGCAGCCAUCUACCAUCUUGGGUCUGCAGGAGCUACUAAGGCUGGCAGGAAACAAUUUGCACGUCAUGAGUGGGCUCAGAAGGCAGCCUACCUGCUGGGCUGCACCCUGGAGGAGCUCUCCUCCUCCAUCUUCAAGCACCAGGCCAAGGGCACUCUGCCCAGAGCCAGCUCCAUUCGCCAGGCUUCGGACGAAAAUGGCACAGCAGAUGCAGCAGGAUCCAAGGCUACGGCCAUGGAGUGUUUAGAGGCCAUGGCAUCUGGGCUUUACUCAGAACUCUUCACUAUCCUAAUUUCUUUAAUAAACCGGGCCUUGAAAUCCAGCCAGCACUCCCUGUGCUCUCUGCUCAUUGUGGACACACCAGGCUUUCAAAACCCCAGGCUGGCUAAGCGCGAGUGCAGCGCAACCUUUGAGGACCUAUGCCACAACUACACUCAAGAACGUUUGCAUUCCCUCUUCUAUCAGCGGACCUUCGUUCAGGAGUUGGAGAGAUACAAAGAGGAGAACAUAGAGCUUGCUUUCGAUGACACAGAGCCCAGCACGUCUCUGUCUGUAGCAGUGGUAGACCAAGCCUCAAGCCAAGCGCUGGUGCGGACAGUGCGAACAGAUGAGGCACGGGGCCUGCUGUGGCUGAUGGAGGAGGAGGCGCUGCAGCCUGGGGGGUCAGAGGAAACCCUGUUGGGACGUCUCUUUAGCUACUACGGACCUGCUGAGGGCGAGAGUAAAGGUCACACUUUCCUCCUGAAGAGUGAAAAGGAUCGUCAUUUCCUGCUGGGCCACAGCCACGGGACUGACUGGGUGGAGUACGAUGCCUGCGGGUGGCUCAACUACGCCAAGCACAAUCCUGCAUCUACCAAUGCUCCAAGCCUGCUGCAGGACUCCCAGAAGAAGAUCAUCAGCUCGUUGUUCACGGGCCGAGCGGCUGGAGCCACUGUUCUCUCCGGUUCCAUUGCGGGCCUUGAAGGUGUUUCCCAGCUGUCGUUGCGACGGGCCACUAGCAUGAGGAAGACUUUCACCACAGGGGUGGCUGCUGUCAAGAAGAAGUCUUUGUGUAUCCAGAUAAAGCUUCAAGUGGAUGCUCUCCUCGACAUGGUGCGGAGGUCCAGGAUUCAUUUUGUUCACUGCUUAUUGCCCAAGGCAGAUGCACUCAAGGCUCUGAGUGGAUCCAUGUUCAAAGGAGGGGAAUGUGAGGCUCAAGGGGAGACUGGAGAUCCCGGCUUAAUGCAGCUAGAUGUUGCCUUGCUCCGUGCUCAGCUGCGCGGCUCCAAGCUGCUGGAUGCUCUACGGAUCUACAGGCAAGGUUACCCCGAUCACAUGGUGUUCUCUGAGUUUCGAAGGCGCUUUGAUGUGCUGGCACCGCACCUCACCAAAAAGCAUGGGAGGAAUUACAUUGUGAAGGACGAGAAGAGAGCUGUGGAGGAGCUACUGGAGUCCUUGGAUUUGGAAAAGAGCAGCUUCCAUAUGGGUCUCAGUAGGUUGUUCUUCAGAGCCGGCACCUUGGCGAAGCUAGAGGAACAGAGGGAUGAGCAGACCAAGCGUAAUCUCACCCUGUUCCAAGCUGCCUGCAGAGGCUACCUGGCACGGCAAGCCUUCAAGAAGAGGAAGAUUCAGGAUCUAGCAAUCCGCUGCGUCCAGAAAAACAUCAAGAAGAACCGUGGUGUGAAGGACUGGCCAUGGUGGAAGCUCUUCACCACAGUCCAGCCCCUCAUUAAGGUCCAGCUCACUGAGGAGCAGAUGCGAGGCAAAGACGAGGAGAUACAGCAGCAAAAAUCGAAGCUGGAGAGGGUGGAGAAAGAGCGGAAUGAGCUGAGACUGAACACGGAUCGAUUGGAGAGCAGGAUCUCAGAUUUGUUGGCAGAACUGGCUGAUGAGAGAAGCACUAGUGAGUCAGCAUCCCAGUUGCUGGAGACUGAGACUUCAGAGAGACUCCGCAUGGAGAAGGACAUGAAGGAUCUACAGGCUAAGUUUGACGCCAUGAAGAAACAGUUAGAAUCACAAGAGAUGGAGGUGAUGGAAGCUCGGCUCAUGAAAACAUCAGAGCUCAACGGGGAGACGGAUGACGACGACGACGAUGCUGGAGGCGAGUGGCGGAUAAAAUACAACCGAGCCAUUCGUGAAAUGGACUUCACCAAAAAGAAACUCCAGCAGGAGUUUGAUGAAAAGCUGGAGACAGAGCAGCAGAGCAAAAGACAUCUUGAGAGAAGGCUGGCUGAUUUGCAGACAGAUAAUGAGGAUGUGCUGCGCUCUGUGCAGCAGCUGAAGAAGAAGUGCCAGAAACUGACGGCAGAGCUGCAGGACACCAAGCUUCACUUGGAGGGCCUGCAGAGCCGCAACCAUGAUCUGGAGAAGAAACAGAGGAAAUUUGACCUGGAGCAGAACCAGACUCAGGCCGAGGUACAAAGAGAAAGGAACCAGAGGGAGAAGCUGGCUCGAGAGAAAGACAUAAUGACUGGUGAGAUGUUUAACCUCCGCCAGCAGCUGCAGGACAAGGACGUUGAAUUGUGCACCGCAAAUAUGAAGGUGCAGCAGCUGGAGGCCGAGCUACAGGAUCUGUCUUCCCAGGAGUCGAAGGACGAAGCCUCGCUGGCCAAAGUCAAGAAGCAGCUUCGCGAGCUCGAGGCCAAGGUGAAAGACCAGGAGGAGGAGCUAGACGAACAGGCUGGGACCAUCCAGAUGCUGGAACAGGCUAAGCUGCGGCUUGAGAUGGAGAUGGAGAGGCAGCGACAGACCCACUCUAAAGAUAUUGAGAGUAAGGAUGAAGAGGUAGAGGAGAUCAGGCAUUCUUGCAGUAAGAAGCUGAAACAGAUGGAGGUGCAGCUGGAGGAGGAGUAUGAAGACAAGCAGAAAGUGUUGCGUGAGAGAAGAGAGCUGGAAUCCAAACUGCUGACUGCCCAAGAUCAGGUGAGCCAGAGAGAUGUGGAGACGGAAAAGAGGCUAAAGAAAGACUUGAAGAGAACCAAAGUCCUUCUGGCUGAUGCACAGAUUAUGCUGGACCACCUGAAGAGUAACGCCCCCAGCAAGAGGGAGAUCGCCCAGCUCAAAAAUCAACUGGAGGAGUCAGAGUUCACUUCUGCGACAGCAGUGAAGGCUCGAAAGGGCAUGGAGAUUGAAAUAGAGGACUUGCAUAUCCAAAUGGAGGAUGUGGUCAAAGCUAAGAUGUCGUUGGAAGAGCAGGUAAGCCGUCUGCAGAGGGAGAAGAAUGACCUGCAGUCUCGUAUGGAGGAGGAUCAGGAGGACAUGAAUGAGCUGAUGAAGAAACACAAAGCUGCAGUUGCCCAGUCUGCCAGGGACUUGAGCCACAUCAGUGACCUGCAGGCCCAGCUUGAAGAGGCCACAAAGGAGAAGCAGGAGAUCCAAGAAAAGCUUCAUUCACUGCAGAGCCAGCUAGAGUUUCAAGAACAGUCCAUGGUGGAAAAGUCUCUUGUGUGCCGUCAGGAGGCCAAGAUCCGUGAGCUGGAGACCAAGCUGGAGUAUGAGAGGACACAGAUCAAACGCUUGGAGAGCCUGGUGGGUCGUCUGAAGGAGAACCUCGAAAAGUUGACAGAGGAGAGAAACCAACGCAUUGCUGCAGAAAACAGGGAGAAGGACCAGAAUAAGCGAAUGCAGAGGCAGAUAAGAGACAUGAAAGAAGAAAUGGGAGAGCUGUCCAAGAAGGAGGCCGAGGCCAGCCGGAAGAAGCAUGAAUUGGAAAUGGACAUCGCAAGCUUAGAGGCGGCAAAUCAGAGUUUACAAGUUGACAUCAAGCUGGCCUUCAAGAGGAUAGGUGACCUGCAGGCUGCCAUAGAGGACGAGAUGGAGAGUGAUGACAAUGAUGAUUUAAUCAACAGCUUGCAAGACACGGUGACAAAAUAUCAGAAAAGAAAGAACAAAACUGGGGAUGAGACGGAAACAGAUUCCGAGGUGGAGGACCGGGUGGAUGGAGUUAAGUCUUGGCUCUCGAAGAACAAAGGCUCCACCAAGACCCUGUCAGAUGAGGGAAGUCUGAAGAGCACCAGCCCUUCUGUGUGCCGCAGACACCUGAGUCUUGGCAGGUCUGAUGAAGAGGAUGAAGUGGACAGAGACUCCAGCAGGCAGUCUCUGAGACAGAGCGACAGCGAAGGCACAUUGGCAGAGAGCGCAUCGUAACCCAAACUCAGGUCACCUCGUCUUUUCAGUGACAUCCAACACACAGGAGGGACACAAUUCUUUCCCCACAACUUCUCAGCCAGCAGGAGAGCUGCAUGGACAGAGAAAGAACACUGUUUUCAGAUAGUUUAACUGGGGCUUUUUAUCGUAUUUCACUUAUUAUUGAACACUAAUUCACAUCAUAAAUUGAUGUUGCUUCUAUGGUAAAUAUGUGCUUUUUCUGUUUUAUUUAACACAACGUAUUGAAUAAGUUAGGCACUACAGAACAGGGAAGUAAAGCACUAUCAAAAGAACUUCUGCUUUAUUUAUAAGAGCUGCUUUUCAGGCAAAUUUAAGCUCUCCUCUGCACUCUCCUCUGACUAUUCAGAUAGCUUUGCCAGGAGGAUUUAGAUAAGCCCGCUCUGGCUACAUUUCUCCAAGAAGUUCUGACCAGCCAUUAAGACCGCUCUUAUCUCUUCCCCAUUAAUGUGGACUAGCGCGUUGGGAGGAAUUAACCCAUUUUUAAUUAAUUAUCUUGCUGUACGUUUACAUGUGGCUCUUGUUCCAAGUUUGAGAUAUCCAUCAUUUGAACAAAGUGAUGCUAGGCUAUGAUUGCUGACAUCAAAUUAAAAAUAAUUUCGGAAAAUACAUUUCUAUUUGAACUAAGCUGUUAGAUAUGAUGCAUAUGUUUGCAUAUGGAUUUAAAGCAACAUCUGAUCUACAUGUGUAUACAUAGGCUACAUAGAUAUAUAAUAUAUGUGGAAUCAAAGCCUUUACAUUAAGUCUUUUAUUAAGAUAAGGUUAAUGUUGUUUCGCUGAUUUAUUCUUAUCUUUUGGUGGAGUUCAUGACGUAAUACUUUUGGUUUGGCUCUCUUGAGGCUCACUCAUGCUUUUGUCCACUUGUGUCAUAUGUAUUAAGGAUCAAACGGACGCAUUUCUUUGCUUUUAUACAGGAGCUUUCUGUAGAGCCUUUGAGACCUUGCAGAUGCAGAAAUGCAGAGAUGUGUGGUGUUUUUUAGGAUGCACAAACACUGGAUUUCUGCUGUAUAUCAUGAAUUAAAGCUCCUUCUCAUGUUGAAUCCUGCACAAUAAUAUUCCAGUAUAAUGAACUCCAUUUUAAUGUUUCAAUUGCAUUUUGAAGUUACUUGUUAAAUGUGUACAGUGCAGAUUGUCUUGAAUUGAGGGAUUUUUUUCGGCCAUAUUGGUAAGCAGAAAAAUAAUUGCAUAAUUUUCAUCACCACAUGGUCCUCCCAUUUUAAGGUGCCAAAGACUUGUGUUCAAUAAACUGGUGAUAUUUUGCAAAUUAUAAAAUUUGGGAUUGGGACUUUUAGAGGUUAUUUGUGACUGCCAAUGAGCAGCACUCAUAUUAUGAUAUUGAGUUAUUCCCAGGCUGUGUUUUCGAAGGGUUUUCCAUGUCAGAUUCUUGUUUAUUUGUACUCCAUCUGACAUGUGUCUGGACAGCAAUGAUGCCUGUGUACUCUGUAUUAGACAGCUAAAAUACUGCCCAAAUACCCUUGAAUUAAAGCGAGUCUGCUCUUAUAUGUCAAUACCUUUAUUUGAUUUGUUGCUGUCCAGACACACAUGAAUCUUGCUAGUUCUUUCUAUAUUUUUUCUUACAGAACUAUAACAAUUUCCUAAGACCUUAUGCAUUUUUAACUAUUUAAAAUGCAUGUAGGUAGAUUUGAAUAUAAAAGCAUAUACAGCAUAUGUGCAUGUGGACUGUCUGCACGUGUGCAAAGAAAAGAUUCAAGUGUCUGGAUUGUUAUUUGCAUAUCUUCUCAGAAGAGGCUAAUCUGCAUUUCCUGUCUUAUUUUCUUUGCUUCGCACAUGAAUAUUAAUGUGGAACACAGGAAACUUUGAUGUCAGUGAUUCAGAAUAGACUUGUUAAACGAAAAAAUAUAUUUUAAGUGUCAUUGCCUCUAAGUUGGAGUUGCUUGGCAUUACACAACAUUUUUCAAAUGUUUGUUCAUACGUUUCAUUUUGUCAUCUUUUGAAAAGGCUUGUCUAUUUUCAUUAUUGAACAGAUCAUUUGUGAUAUGAGUGAUUUUGGGAUUUUUUUUUUUUUUCUGGAGAUUUUUUUUUGUAAAUAUAUUCUGUUUACAGAAUCAGUGUUCGCUUGCUGUAAUUGCAAAGAGGUAUAAUUUGGAUGCAUAUUUGUUUCACAUUCACCACUGUCAGACAGUUGGAGAAAAGGAGGCAGGACGUUUUUUUCCCCCAAAAAAACAAGCCAUUGGUGUGUUUGAUUAAUUUUAGCUCAUCCGCCUCAGAGUAACUUCUCAUCAUACCCAUCCACUUUUCCCACGAGAGUACAGAGGAAACAAACAAUUCAUUGAAAUGAUUAAUUCUGAGCCGCUGGAAUACUGAAUUGCUCACACUACCUUGCAACACAUGGGUUGUUAAAAUGCACAGCUACACAGUUCAAAACCGCGCUCGGGGCGAAUUCAGGAAGAUCAAAAACCGAGAGCAAGCACAGUCUUCCUCCCCGCAUCAAUCUUUAUUUUUACAUAGGUGAAGCUUAGAUAGAUUUAAAAGGAUUGAUGGUUUUAGAUUACCACCUUGGCUGGCAUUCACACACUGUGUGUUUUGCUUUAAAGAAUCCCCUAUUUAUCCAACCAAUCUGUAGUCCUCAGUCAUUCCUAUACACAACCUGUUCUGGCGCUUCACUAUGUGCCAGGGAGCUUUUGCUGUAAUUUCACUUGACUUGCGUGCACCCUCUGGGUGGCUGCAUGUUUCUGCUUAAAGGCUUUCCAUUGAGUGACAGAUUAAAUUCUGCUCCUGA
Messenger RNA from Perca fluviatilis (European perch), 9411 nucleotides. Its product is annotated as unconventional myosin-XVIIIa-like. Lineage: Eukaryota; Metazoa; Chordata; Actinopteri; Perciformes; Percidae. The transcript is spliced from 47 exons. Gene Ontology annotation, molecular function: protein binding; cytoskeletal motor activity; ATP binding. The record is from RefSeq and is a predicted model, not a curated record. Gene Ontology annotation, cellular component: myosin complex. Bases 414 to 6653 code for a protein of 2079 amino acids.